Molecule: messenger RNA, 2228 nt
Organism: Octodon degus (degu)
Lineage: Eukaryota; Metazoa; Chordata; Mammalia; Rodentia; Octodontidae
Gene: Zbtb45
Product: zinc finger and BTB domain containing 45
Exons: 3
Coding region: 521-1951 (476 amino acids)
Biological process (GO): regulation of transcription by RNA polymerase II
Molecular function (GO): protein binding; DNA-binding transcription factor activity, RNA polymerase II-specific; RNA polymerase II cis-regulatory region sequence-specific DNA binding
Source: RefSeq, a predicted model, not a curated record
CUGGACGGGAUCGGGCGGGGUGCUGCGGUGUAAGCGGUCCACAGCCUCCCAGCUGUUUCUCCCUUCCUGCGGGGAACACCCCUUUCUUCGUCCUCCUGCCACCCCGGUUCCCGCUGCCUCUCGCGUCACGGCGGAGAGCCCUCUUUCCCAGGCGGCCCCGAGGUCCAAGCCGCGAGCAGAUCGGAAGACCCGCUCGUAACCCGCCAAGUUUGUGCGCUGUCUCUAGCCCGACCCCGCCUUGACCCCUCGGGCGACCCCGUAGUCGUCCUCUGGCCCAGAGUUUCCGCGCCGCCGCCGCCCCGGGCUCAGCAGUUUGGUUCCUAGAGCGAAGCGAGCCGGAAGUGCGGCCUGACGGCGGCGCCGAGCUCCAUGGAAACACCGGAAGCGUGCCUCUGCGCAGCACUCCGCUCGCGUCCGGCGGCGCUGGCCUUCGGUUCCGGGGGAGUCGCGGCCCGGAAGCGCGGCCUCCGCGGUGAGAAGGCUGCCGCUGCAGGCCCUGGCCCCUGAGCUGGAGUCAGAGAUGGCGGCUGCGGAGGCAGUGCACCACAUCCACCUGCAGAACUUCUCCCGCUCGCUGCUGGAGACCCUCAACGGGCAGCGGCUGGGCGGGCACUUCUGCGAUGUGACCGUGCGAAUUCGCGAGGCUUCACUGCGCGCACACCGCUGUGUGCUGGCCGCUGGCUCGCCCUUCUUCCAGGACAAGCUGCUGCUUGGUCACUCGGAGAUCCGCGUGCCCCCGGUGGUGCCUGCGCAGACGGUGCGCCAGCUUGUCGAAUUUCUCUAUAGCGGCUCGCUGGUGGUGGCGCAGGGCGAGGCGCUGCAGGUGCUCACUGCCGCUUCAGUGCUGCGCAUUCAGACGGUCAUCGACGAAUGCACCCAGAUCAUUGCCCGCGCCCGCGCCCCCAGUGCCCCCACGCCCUUGCCUGUGCCCCCACCGCUGGCCCCCGCACAGCUGCGUCACCGCCUGCGCCACCUGCUGGCCGCGCGUCCCCUGGGACCCCCAAGUGCAGCGCACAGCCGCAAGCAGCGCCAGCCCGCGCGCCUGCAGCUACCUGCGCCCCCAGCGCCUUCCCGUGCUGAGGGACCCACGGCCAGCCCCACCCUGCCCGCUGCGCCUGAUGACAGGGGUGAUGACGACGAGGACACUGAGGACAGCGAUGGUGAGGAUGGUGAGGGCUCUGCGCCUCCUGCCUUCCCUGACUGUGCUGCCGGUUUUCUCCCAGUCGCAGCGGACGCAGCGCAAGAGGAGACCCCUCAGCCGCCUGGCCUCUCCGACCACAGUGGUGCCGGCAGGGACUUCCUGCGGGGGGCUGCGGCGGCCGAGGAUGUGUUUGUGGACGGCUUUGUGUCCACCUGGCGGGAGGAGGAAGGCUCCGUUACAGAAGGUGGCCCUGCUGAACCAGCUGCACCUCCAUCUGACUGCGCGCUAGCUGGGCCACGCCCGCCACCACCUGUUGCUAAGACCUCAGGGCCCUUGGCCUCGCUCUUCCCCUUCCACCUGGGAGCCCCUGGCCCGCCCGCACCCCAGGGGCCUUCCUUCUACCCCGCACUGCAGCCUGAAGCUCCCAGCACUCAGCUAGGGGAUGCUCCGGCCCCACCAGCCCCGGUAGUCCCGCCUGCCUAUGAGUGCAACCAUUGCCACAAGACCUUCAGCUCACGGAAGAACUACACUAAGCAUAUGUUCAUCCACUCCGGGGAGAAGCCACAUCAGUGUGCCGUGUGCUGGCGAUCCUUCUCCUUGCGUGACUACCUGCUCAAGCACAUGGUCACGCACACAGGUGUGCGUGCCUUCCAGUGUGCCGUCUGCGCCAAGCGCUUCACGCAGAAGAGCUCGCUCAACGUGCACAUGCGCACACACCGGCCCGAACGAGCACCUUGUCCUGUCUGCGGCAAAGUCUUUUCACACCGAGCUCUGCUGGAGCGCCACCUGGCCACACAUCCUGCGCCCUGACUGACCACACCCCUCCUGUGCUCCCACUGCACUCCCCAGCCUGGCCCCUUUUUUCUGUGCACAGUUCCAAACUGACCUGGAGUCCUGAACCAGAGUAAUACAACUUGGGAUCCAUGACCUCUCAGGUUGUCCUGGGGUUUGGGUCAGGACGAGGCCAGUAUCUCCCAUCUGGACCUUUAUCCUCGUUCAGUGGACUCCUGAGAUGUUGUGGACCCAUCAUGGAUAGAUUCAGGUAGACUCAAGACUAUUUAAUAAAGUUUAUUGGGCCAGGGCCCAC